Messenger RNA from Microtus ochrogaster (prairie vole), 1670 nucleotides. It is a transcript of the gene Flt3lg, whose product is annotated as fms related receptor tyrosine kinase 3 ligand. NCBI's taxonomy places the organism in Eukaryota, Metazoa, Chordata, Mammalia, Rodentia, Cricetidae. Gene Ontology annotation, molecular function: cytokine activity; receptor tyrosine kinase binding. Gene Ontology annotation, cellular component: membrane; cell surface. Gene Ontology annotation, biological process: positive regulation of cell population proliferation. The record is from RefSeq and is a predicted model, not a curated record.
AAGGUCCCCAUUCCCGGACUGUGAGAGCAGGGUGCGAGGCUGGGGAGGAUUCUGGGGCAGGACCGUCGGUCGGUCGGGGUUCUUAGAAAGGGAGAUGAGUUUUCACCGUAACUGGGGCUCAUGCAGGAAGCCUGAGGGAGCAGGAGGCGGAAACGCACCCACAUCAAGGGUGGCAGGGCGGGGUGGUGGGGCACAGGGGCGAGUGGGUAAGGGGCUGCAGGGUGCGAGGUCUGCUCUUCUGUCCCUCCCAAGACCCACACACAGGCAUGAGGGGUCCCCGGCCGAGAUGACAGUGCUGGUACCAGCCUGGAGUCCAAAUCCCUCCCUGCUGCUGCUGCUGUUGCUGCUGAGUCCUUGUCUGCGGGGGACACCUGACUGCUACUUCAGCCACAGUCCUAUCUCCUCCAACUUCCACUUGAGGAUCAGCAAGCUGACUGACUACUUGCUUAAAGAUUACCCAGUCACUGUGGCCAUCAACCUUCAGGACGAGAAACACUGCAAGGCCUUGUGGAGCCUCUUCCUGGCCCAGCGCUGGAUGGAGCAGCUGAAGACUGUGGCAGGGUCUGAGAUGCAAACACUCCUGGAGGAUGUCAACACGGAGAUACAUUUUGUCACCUCAUGUGCCUUCCGGCCUCUACCGGAAUGUCUUCGCUUCGUCCAGACCAACAUCUCCCACCUCCUGCAGGACACCUGGACGCAGCUGUUGGCUCUGAAGCUCUGCAUGGGGAAGGCCUGCCAGAAUUUUUCUCGGUGCCUAGAGGUGCAGUGCCAGCCAGAGUCCUCUACCCUGCUACCCCCAAAGAAUCCUGUAGCCCUAGAAGCCACUGGGCGUCCAGAGCCUCCGUCCAGUCAUCUGUUUUUCCUGCUGCUGCUGCUGCCUCUCACACUCGUUCUGCUGGCAACUGCCUGGUACCUUCACUGUCAGAGGGCAAAAUGGAGGAGGGCAGUGCACCACCCUGGGAGGAGGAUACUGAGGCAAAGCAGGACUCACCUGACAGACGCCGCACAGCCUGGACACAGGGAAAGCUGGGUGGAGGUUGGCCCCCUCUUGGACUGCGCGGCCACUCCAGCUCUCUCCCCAGGAUGGAGUCAACAUCAGAAUCCAGCAAAAGCCCCACUCACCCCACUCUGUACAAAGGCCUUGCCCCCAUUAACUUGUAUAUAAAUGGUUUUUACAAGCUCUUCCGGACCUGUCUGUGGAUGGGACAAGGGGUGGGGGGGCUAUUUUAGGUUUCAGGAUUUUGCGGUGCUUGGUGAUGUAAUCCCAUCUCUCCAGAAGCUGAGGCAGUUAUCUCAGGCUUAAGACCAGUCUGAAUUUCAGAAAUCCUACGUCAAAAGCCAAAACCAACGACAAAAGGUCCUGUUUGUUUUCUGAUGCCUCCAGUGGCCCUGCUUCGGCGCUGGGUAGUGCUCCAUAGAACCCUGAUGUGAGGCAGGAACAGCCCAGUUCCCCAAGAUCAUGACAGCAAAGUGGCAGGAAAGCCAAGUGUUGGAGACUCCAGGUAGAAUCGACUCAAGCUGGGAUGUGUCAGGGAGACUGCCAAAUCGACUUGUUUGGCUUUUUGUUUGCUUUGGGGGGCUAUAGGUGCAGAGCAGGGAGGGCAUCGCAGAUAAUGUGCACACCUAAUGCAAAGCCUUUGGAAACAGAAGCAGAUGGAUGCAGCUCAGGA